UGGGAGCACCGACAGCUCGUUGUUGCAGAUCUAUUCUUUAGGUGCGUAAUGAGUUUCAUCCUAGUUUCCCCUCCAAUUUUUUUUUUACCAAUUCGAUUUCCCUCGUUCUAAUCCCGCCUCCACAAGCGUCUGGCCGUGGCCUUCGAGCCGGCCGUCUCCAAUGGACCCGCUGGCCUCCUACCUCUGCCUCACCGUCCUCCCCCACGAGAUCAAUUAAUGCAAGCUGCAACAAGGCGCGCGUGGAGGGCUGCGCGGCGAGCGGCCAUAGCGAGACGGCGGCGCGGUGCCUCAUGGAAGAUGCCGCCGCCGAGCACACGAUGCGUGCCAUUCAUAUGUGAGAAAACGUCGCGGAGGCGCACGGAGGCCCAGGGAGAGGACGGCGUCGACGACGAAGAUGAGGUUGGAGUCGACGAGGGGAGUGAGAAAAAAAGAGCGCGGGAUGCGGGAUCGCUGAAGGACCGAUAUACGGCGUAUAUGCAGGACGAUAGAGGUGUAUUUAACGUCUGCAUAUUUUUACAGGAAGGAUGGAAGAAUUAUUGGAGGUAAUUUUUUUAUUUUUCCCUUAAGAUUUUGAACAAUUUUAAGUGAACUUUUAGAGUUGAGUCCGACGCAGCGCCAACCAACUCCACGGACAACAGUGACAGCGACAGCGAGUGAUCCAAUACCAACUCCUUCGAACCGACUCUGCACACGUUGACGAAUGGGGUCUUCCUUCUUCCUUCUUCCUUCAAUUAGUGCAACCAAUCCCAAGCUCCGAGCAGAAACUUAAUCAGAGCAACCACGGAGAUCAGAUCCGCGACAGCUGCCGCGCGCAAUGGCAUCCCCGGCGAACGGAGCGCUGGAACGGUGCAAGAGCGCCAUCACGGCCGCCACGUCCGUGGUGGCCGCGGCCAUGCUGCUGCGCCGCCUCGUCGCCGACGUCCUCCCGGCCGGCGCGCGGCCCCUGGUCGGCACGCUGCUCCUCCUCCCGCCGCCCUCCGCCCGGCGCCACGCCGUGGUGAUCGAGGAGUUCGACGGCGCCUUCUACAACCGCGUCUUCCUCGCGGCCAGGGCGUACGUCUCCACGCUCCUCGCCGCGGCGCGGGCCGGUGCGCCGGCCGUGGUCAAGGCCAGCCUGCCGCGCGGCGCCGGCGCGGAGCAGAUCACGCUCGCCAUGCGCCCCGGCACGGCCGUCGUCGACGUGUUCCGCGGGGCGGAGCUGAAGUGGCGUCUCAGCGGCGGCCGCGGCACCGGGCGGCGACGGGCGGACGGCGGCGGCGCGGGCGAGGCGUUCAGGCUCAGCUUCGACGGGCGGCACAAGGACCUGGUGCUCGGCGCCUACCUGCCGUUCGUCAUGGCCCGCGUCGAGGCCAUGGCGCGGGAGCAGAGGCAGGCCAAGCUCUACAGCAACGAGUGGGGCAAGUGGCGGCCCGUGAGGCUCCGCAACGCCUCCACGUUCGCGACGCUGGCCAUGGACGCCGCGCUGCGGCAGGACGUGGUGGGCGACCUGGACAUGUUCCUGGGCCGGAGGGAGUACUACGGGCGCACGGGGCGGGCGUGGAAGAGGGGCUACCUCAUCCACGGGCCACCCGGCACCGGCAAGUCCAGCCUCGUCGCCGCGAUCUCCAACCAUCUCCACUUCGACGUGUACGACCUCGACCUCGGCGCCGUCCGGUCCAACACCGAGCUCAGGAAGCUGCUGAUCCGGAUGAAGAACAGGUCCAUACUGCUGGUCGAGGAUGUCGACUGCGCGUUGGCGGCGGCGCCGAGGAGGAGGGAAGCUGACGGAGGCUUCGAUGGGAACAUCCCAUCUUCCAAGCAUCACAAGGUCACCCUGUCCGGGCUGCUCAACAUGGUGGACGGUCUCUGGUCUUGCAGCGGGCACGAGCGCAUCCUCAUCUUCACCACCAACCACAUGGACCGGCUCGACCCCGCGCUGCUCCGGCCGGGCCGGAUGGACAAGCACAUCCACAUGGGCUACUGCGGCUUCGGCGCCUUCAAGGAGCUCGCGGCCACGUACCACGGCGUCGUCGACGACGGCCACCCCCUGUUCCCGGAGGUCGAGGCGCUGCUGCGGGAGGUGGACGCGGCGCCCGCGGAGAUCGCGGAGAGGAUGCUGGCCACGGACGACGCCGACGCCGCGCUCGAGGCUGCCGCGAAGCUGCUGAGGGACCGGAAGGCCGGGGUCGAGGAGGACGGCGGCGGGUACGUCAAGCAGAAGCUGCACGUCGGGCCGAGGCGGCCCCGCCCGCGGCCGGUGCCGGUGCCUGGGCGAGGCGCGAGUGCCGCGAGCGCGAGGCGGGUGGUGUUUGACGAGGAGAUCGGGCCUGUUCGCUUCAGCUUAUAAGCCGGCUGAAAAGCCGAAACGGCUGAUUUGUUGUGAGAGGAAAACACUGUUUGGUGGCUGAUAAGCCGGCUGAAUAAGCUGAAGCGAACAGGCCAAUCGUUCUGGGUGUCUCGCGGCGACAGGGGCGCGGGUCGGGCCGGCGCGGCCGCGGUGGAGUGCGCGGGCCAGGACGGGGCCGGCGGUAAGUAAGGGCGGCCUACUACGUGGUACGUGUACAAACACUACUGUUGUGUACUUGUGUCUACUAGUAUGUCAGCAUGAAAAAUUUCUGUGGACAAAUAGCACUGACACGUUUGAUUAGGCCCCUACGUCUCGCGCGAAUUAUAGAUACUUCUGAAUUUAGCAGAAGAGCUUUUGACUUUGGGUUCGGCA
Molecule: messenger RNA, 2698 nt
Organism: Setaria italica (foxtail millet)
Lineage: Eukaryota; Viridiplantae; Streptophyta; Magnoliopsida; Poales; Poaceae
Product: AAA-ATPase At3g50940
Exons: 2
Coding region: 815-2326 (503 amino acids)
Molecular function (GO): ATP binding; ATP hydrolysis activity
Source: RefSeq, a predicted model, not a curated record